Scatophagus argus is the source of this 5467-nucleotide messenger RNA. It is a transcript of the gene abcg4a, whose product is annotated as ATP-binding cassette, sub-family G (WHITE), member 4a. Lineage: Eukaryota; Metazoa; Chordata; Actinopteri; Scatophagidae. The record is from RefSeq and is a predicted model, not a curated record. Gene Ontology annotation, cellular component: plasma membrane. Bases 700 to 2628 code for a protein of 642 amino acids. The transcript is spliced from 16 exons. Gene Ontology annotation, molecular function: ABC-type transporter activity; ATP hydrolysis activity; ATP binding.
CUUGUGAGACUUUAUUCAUUCUAAGACAUCUGGUUAGGAUGAGGAUUAGGAGGAAACAAUAAAAGCCAGAAACAGUAUCUUUCCCCCCUCCAGUAGCAUCCUGUCAGCAACGCCCUGUAUCCCAGACCGGCAUGCGUACACACAGACGCACUAAGCGAUGUCAUGCACUGAAAGAUCGUCAUCACCACUGCUGCUGAGGAUGUGUGUGAGUGUUUCGACGUGAGCUCGGGACGGAUGGAUUUCAUGAAGGGAAUACCGAGAGAAAGCAAAACAUGACAGGCAUCCUGUUCCCCUGAUGAUUCUCUGGGAUGCAGUCAUAGUUUGAGGCCGGACAUGAUUUUAAUCACAGGAGCUGCUGUAGUGGAUGCGGGACGAUGUGCGCCGCACCCCGAGAGAUAUUGAUGAGGGGAACAUAGCUCCGUCCUUUCAUAUGCCUCUGAACCCAUCCGGAUUUUUCCAGGACUGUGGCGCACCGUGAGCAUCUUGGAGGUUUUUUUCCUUUCUUUUUUCUCUCUCUUUCUUUUUCCUCUUUUCUUUUGUUCUAGCUGUCUGGGACUGUUUGGGGAACCCUCUGAUGUGGAGGGAUUGUGCUGUUUUGUCUGAAGGCAUCAACUGAGCACUGUUGCUCUCAGCCAGAGAGGAGAAGCAGGACGGAGCUGCUCACCUGGUCAUUUCAACACACAGUAAUAACCUUUCAGCAUGGCUGAGAGGACAUUGGAGCAGGGCCAGGUCAGCAUCCCCAUGGAGGAGACCAAACUCCCUGGUGGAGGACCUCAAGAGGCGCCACUGCUCACCCACUUGAAGAAAGUGGAGAACCACAUUACUGAGGCUCAGCGUUUCUCCCACCUCCCACGCCGCUCUGCUGUGGACCUGGAGUUCAAUGAGCUUUCGUACACCAUCCGUGAGGGUCCCUGGUGGAGGAGGAGAGGUUAUAAAGCUCUCCUCAAGUGUCUGUCUGGGAGAUUCAACAGCAGAGAGCUGAUUGGCAUCAUGGGUCCUUCAGGAGCCGGGAAAUCCACUCUGAUGAAUAUUCUAGCAGGUUACAGGGAGACGGGCAUGAAGGGCCAGAUAAUGGUAAACGGUCGACCGAGGGACCUGAGGACCUUCAGGAAGAUGUCCUGCUACAUCAUGCAGGAUGACAUGCUGCUGCCACACCUCACUGCGAGAGAGGCCAUGAUGGUUUCUGCCAAUCUGAAGCUGAAUGAAAGUAUUCAGGUCAAAAAAGAACUUGUGGAUGAGAUCCUGACUGCACUGGGUCUUCUGGAAUGUGCUCAGACACGCACCAGCUGUCUCUCUGGGGGUCAGUGUAAAAGACUGGCCAUUGCCCUCGAGCUGGUCAACAACCCUCCUGUCAUGUUCUUUGAUGAGCCCACCAGUGGUUUGGACAGUGCGUCCUGCUUCCAGGUCGUUUCCCUCAUGAAGUCUCUGGCUCAGGGAGGACGGACAAUCAUCUGCACCAUUCAUCAGCCCAGCGCUAAGCUCUUUGAGAUGUUUGAUAAGCUGUAUAUCCUCAGUCAGGGUCAGUGCAUAUACAAGGGUACAGUCCCGUACCUCAUCCCGUAUCUGAAGAACCUGGGCCUUCACUGCCCAACAUAUCACAAUCCUGCUGAUUUCAUCAUUGAGGUAGCGUCAGGGGAGUAUGGGGACCUGAAUCCAGUAUUAUUUGAGGCUGUCCAGGGUGGACUGUGUUCAGAGGAGAGCAAGAAGAACUCCAGAGACAAAAGUGACUCCUCCUGUCCUUCUCAAUGUCACAGUGACACAGGAACCCUUGAGAAGCAUAGUUUUGCCACCAGUACAUUCACACAGUUCUGCAUCCUCUUUAAAAGGACCUUCAUUACGAUAUGCAGGGACAUGGUGCUGACCCACCUCAGGGUGAUGUCCCAUCUGUUUAUUGGAGUGCUUAUUGGCCUGCUUUAUCUCAAUAUUGGAAAUGAUGCCAGCAAGGUCUUCAACAACACUGGCUUUCUCUUUUUCUCCAUGCUGUUCCUCAUGUUUGCUGCCCUGAUGCCCACCAUCCUAACCUUUCCUCUGGAGAUGUCCGUCUUUAUAAGGGAACAUUUGAACUACUGGUACAGCCUGAAGGCCUAUUACCUGGCCAAAACCAUGGCAGAUGUACCGUUCCAGGUGAUUUGUCCAAUCAUGUACUGUAGUAUAGUGUACUGGAUGACUGAACAGCCACCAGAGGCAGGUCGCUACCUGCUCUUUAUGGCCUUGUCCACGUCCACGGCUCUGGUAGCCCAGUCCUUAGGUCUGCUUAUAGGUGCUGCAUCCACGUCUCUGCAGGUGGCAACUUUCGUGGGUCCAGUCACAGCCAUACCUGUACUCCUCUUCUCUGGCUUCUUUGUCAAUUUUGACACCAUUCCCAAAUACCUACAGUGGAGCUCCUACGUUUCCUAUGUCAGGUACGGCUUUGAGGGAGUGAUACUCUCUAUCUACGGGAUGAACCGGUCAGAGCUGGAGUGUCCAGGCCUUGUGUGUAAGUUUCAGAAGCCAGAGGAGGUCCUGCAGCUGCUGGAUGUGGAGGAUGCAAAGCUUUAUGUGGACUUCAUGGUGCUGGGGGUUUUCUUCCUGAUCCUCAGGCUGGCUACUUACCUAGUUCUGCGUUACAAAGUCAAGUCAGAGCGUUGAGCCAUCCAGAAGAAGCCACUGAUGGAUCUGGACGCACACACAUAUCCUGGCAGUGUGAGUUAGUAUGUGAACAUUUAGUCUUCUCAGUCUCUAUUUCACAUCAUGUAAAAAGGCAUACACAUAAAAUCAUCAGAAAGCACCAUUACCCAAACUGUACAGUAUAAUAUUACCUUAAAAUGGUUUGUUGUUGAAGAAAAAGGAAAGAGAUUGUGGAGAGUUGUUCUACUCCCUGCCCAUUAUAAGUAGUCCUGUCUCCUGGAGGAUAUUGCUAUUACUAUCACCAUUACCUUCCAGAAAUAUUGUGUAUCUGCAUUAUACAGAAACAGAGCACCCAACAAAGUAACAGAAAGCAUGUUUCUUUAAAGUGAGACAUUUGGAUUUCUACUGAUUUCCAAAUAAAAUAAGAAAGUAUCUGGGUUUAUACAGAGCCACACUAAAUUCGGUGUUUACUAAGGUCAUCCAAGGUCCACACUGUUAAACACUCACUUGGUAAGCACCCAUCAAGAUGCCCCAGGGACAAUAUUUCAAGAUGGAUAAACUCUUAUUGCCAUCAGGAAAAGUGGAAGCUUUUAGUGCCACAAAACCUUUGUGUGGCUUUUCACUCUCCUGUAGGAUCAUCUCAUUGGGGACUCUUACCAAGACGCUGAACAUGAUGACUUUCCUUUACAGACAACAUCCUUAAAAAACAACAACUGCCAUUGGAUGACUUUGAUCACUUUCCUUCUCCAGUGUGGAUCAUUUUUCCAUACCACUGAAGGUGGCAGAAGAAAAGGAUGAAAUGUUUGUAAAAAUGUCAAAAAAAAAGACUGAUAUGGUUUCACAUUGCGAGAAGAGCCUACGAUUCCUAAACUUGCUCCUUAUUAUAUGUUUGUUUCUGCCAUACAUGAGGAAGCAUUCAGUGAACUGGGAGCACAAUGUGAAAGCAAGUGUGACUGCUGUUAACAGCCUGAUGCUGAGGGCUGCCUUAAUUGUACUGAUUACAACGAGAGUGUUUUAGGUGAUGUGCAAUAGCCCAUUCUAUAGUUAGUGAAAGUAAUGUUUGUCUAAUAGGUGUCUCUCUUUUGACACGAUUCUUCGAACUGCUUGUUUCCACUGGUUGUAUGCCUCUUUAGCUGCCUCCUCCCUGAGCUACAAAAAGGAAAUAUCCUUUUUUCUCUUCUUCUCUUUCUCUCUGCUUUGCUGAUGUGUGACAGAUGUGAGUUGUCCAAAACAAUGCUAGAUACUUGAAAUGCAGGCUGGGCAGUUUUUGUGCCUCUGAACUAGAAUGAUUUGAGUUUUUUUCUGCUUAACUGUUUGCACAUACACUUUAUGUCAACAUCCAUGCAGGUUCUCACACACACACACACACAGGUACAUGACAGACAUACACACAAACACACACACACACACACAAGCAAGCACACAAAUUCACCACUGGAAAUGUUUAGAAGAACCUCUCCUCACAGGGCAACGCAAAGAUUUUCCAAUAGACAUGCUAUGACAUAUUUCUUACUCAAUCUAUGCUACUUAGUAAUCCUCAUUAUAUUGCAUAAAAUAAUGUGAGUAUAUAAUCAAUGAUUGUACAGUGAAUAUGUCAUGCUGUAAACAAGAUGUAUAUUUGCACUUUUCAAUGUAAGUUUAUUCUCUUUUUAUUUAUUCGUAUUUAAACAAUUUUUAUUUGUAUUUGAUUUUUUUUUAAUCAAUGUCAUGAGUUCUGCUCGAAAGUAUAAGGGGAAAACAGCAACCGAACAUUGCAUGUUCACUUAAGGAAUGAAAUUUAUGAAAUAUUAAAUUUCAGAGUAAGGCAUAACAAUUUUAUUUUCUCAUCCAAACGUAUGCAUCCUGCCAUGUUUGAGAAGAUGUGAACCCUCUUCUUUCUGCUGAACAUUUUUAGAAGAUCUGGAAUUGAGUGCGUCACUGAUGUGGAUAUAAAAAGAAAGAAUCAGUGCGAAGGUAAAAGGUGUGAAAAUUGCAGAUGGAAGAAGGCAAGAAAAAAACAACCAAAUGUAUCAUUGCGUAGCUAAAGAGACUGACGCUCUCUUUAAGAACAAACUGGACCAGACAGCAGAUCAGUAAUCACUGAUGGAGGUUUGGAUUCUGUCAUUAAUAGCAAUAGUCAGCAUUGUGAUGUUUCAUUGUUAUACCUCCUGCUGUGAUAAUAAGUCACUUUAUAUGUUUUAUAUUAAGAACUUGAUCCUUUUGUUACUACCAGUUUUAUCAUGUGCAAUAACCAUCCAAAGGUAUGAAGGGAAAUGUGAUGCUGCAUUCAGUUUCUUUUUUUUUUCUCAUCUUUUUAUUUCAGUUGUUCAGAAACACAGACUAAUUUAAUGGACAUGUUUACCACAUGACCCUCUUAAAGAUGGAUGCUGGAUAAGCUUAAGCCACCGGGCAGAUGUUGCUAUUUUGAAGUCAGAUCCUGUCAAGUUAAUUGGUGGGUGCAGGCAAUUGUGCAGCACGGGAAAAAUGUUGCAUAAUGUCAGUAUGACAGAUAUGUGUUUUAGCCUUCCCCAAAUGACAUCAAAAAGCCAGAAAUUCAUAGCAGGCCUGCGGGUAGGAUGUAUUAUGAUUAAAAAGUAGAAGAAGAUGUGGAAAAAGAAGCUUAACUGCAGAAAAGAAACAGUUUCAACCCUGGAGAAAAGCAGGGAUAAUUAGCAGCACUGAAGUCAUUAGCCACUCUGGGAAAGUCUCAUCCUGAAGUCUAAAGGCCUGUGGUACCAAAGAAGAAAACAAAUCAUCCCUUCUCUACUUACAAAAUGUGAAAAACAGUGAGUGCACUUCUCAGCGAGAUUAUGUUUUAAAAAAUGUCAAAGAUCUGACCAAAGAAAGUGCUCUGAAAAGAUGUCCACAAUGUUUGCAGGAA